Messenger RNA from Hansenula anomala, 627 nucleotides. Its product is annotated as N-acetyltransferase family protein. The record is from RefSeq and is a predicted model, not a curated record. Gene Ontology annotation, molecular function: acyltransferase activity, transferring groups other than amino-acyl groups. The coding region runs from base 1 to 627 and encodes 208 amino acids. Lineage: Eukaryota; Fungi; Ascomycota; Saccharomycetes; Phaffomycetales; Wickerhamomycetaceae. The transcript has a single exon.
AUGGCACCAACUAGCACAGGACCUUUACUACGAGACCCAUUGGGCAAAAUAACAGAACCAGUCAUCGUUGAGCUUAAGGAUGGCUCAACGGGAACCAUAUACCCAAUAUACUCUGUGGAUGAUGUUCCAGAAUCAUUAUUGAGAUUCAUGCACAAAGAAAUGAAUGAUGAGAUCGAAAGAGGUAACACAUAUCCUAUCUAUGAUAUCUUUUCUCAAAAAGACUUUGCUGAUUAUUGGUUUUUUUCAUUUGUUGCAAUCAUGAUUAAAGGCGAGAACCCCGGCUUACAAGAAGAUACCAAUUGGGAAAGUGAGUUUUUGGGGACUUAUUACGUUAAGCCAAAUUAUCCAGGCCGUUGUUCUCAUAUCUGUAAUGCAGGGUUUGUCGUGAAUCCACGCAUUAGAGGUCAAAGCAUAGGAACAACACUUGGUAAAAAUUAUUUGAAUUGGGCACCAAUUUUAGGAUACACUUACUCUGUUUUUAACUUAGUUUUUGAGACCAAUGUUGCUAGCUCAAAGAUAUGGGAUAACUUGGGAUUCGAGAGGAUUGGUUAUGUUAAAAAAGCUGCAGUGUUGAAAGGUUAUGACGAACCAAUUGGUGUAAUCAUUUAUGGGAAGGAUCUUGUAUGA